UAGUGUUGUUAUGACGCUGCUUGUGUAGGUAAACCUUCCAGCUGAUCCACACACUCAGGUCUUCACUCAUAACAUUCACCUACACCACCUUCAAGACGUACUAACUUGUACAAUCUGGAUCUCCUGGGAUAUUGUAAAAUGGGCGCUAAUGCCUCUCAGCUGGAGAAGGAGAUUGGGGCUGACCAGUUCCCUCCAAAUGAACAUUACAUUGGCCUUGUAAAUUUUGGCAACACUUGUUACAUCAAUUCUGUACUCCAAGCACUAUAUUUUUGCAAGCCUUUCCGGGAAAAAAUUCUGGAAUACAAAGCAAAGAAUAAACGCACGAAAGAAACUCUUCUUGCAUGUCUGGCAGAUCUGUUCUACAAUAUUGCAACACAGAAGAAGAAGGUUGGAAGUAUAGCACCCAAAAAAUUUAUUGCCAGAUUUAGAAAGGAAAAUGUUAAGUUUGAUAACUACAUGCAGCAAGAUGCCCACGAAUUCUUUGUUCAGUUAAUAGACAGCAUCAAUGAAACUAUCAUAGAAAAGCAGCUGGCAGGUCGAAGUAGACAACAGAGUGGGGAGAGUGAGCAACAAGCAGGCUUGGGAGGACAGCAGGACAGUGGGGGAGGUGGAGGGAACAACCAGCAACAAGAUAAUACAUGGGUGCAUGAGAUAUUUCAGGCAGUCGUCACCAGGGAGCUUAAGUGUCUUAAUUGUGAAGCUGUGCGGAGCACAGAUGAAGUAUUAAACAACCUGUCAGUGGAGGUACAUCAGAAUACAAGCAUCACAUAUUGUUUGCGGUGUUUUUUCUCCACUGAGACCAUUAGUGCAGAGAACAAAGUGCAGUGUGAGAAUUGCUGCUCCCUUCAGGAACACCAGAAACGUACAAGGGUUAAGAAGCUCCCAACUAUAUGCCUCCCCCUUAAAAGAUUUCAGUUUUUGGGUGUUAACCGCACACUAAAAUUAUCACCAGGGUUUUUUUUCCUUUGAACUGCGGUCUUGGGGACAAGUUUAGAUGCUGUGAACCCUGACCGUUUGUAUGACCUAGCAGCUGUGGUGGUUCACUGUGGCACAGGUAUCAACAGAGGCCACUACAUAGCAAUUGUCAAGUCACACAGAUUCUGGCUACUCUUCGAUGAUGAUGCUGUUGAUAAAAUUGACCCAUCAGUAAUGGAAGAAUUUUUUGGCUUGACAUCAGAGAUUCAGAAGUCUUCAGAAACAGGGUAUAUUCUCUUUUAUCAAGCUAGAGACCCAACGUAACUUUCAAAUAAUCACCAAAGAAAGUGGAAUCCGUCUGUCGUGUCCAACUGGUUUUGUGGGAGUUUAAAAGCAGCAUUAGUCGUGGAGACGUGAACAUUCAUAGAAACUUUUUUUUAUUUUUUAAGAGGGGAAUGAAUUGAGAAUUUUAUCCAGAAGGGGUUCAGAGUAGGCAUGUAAUAAAAUGUAUUCAUCUAGUUCAGGUUUAUCAAGUAUUGAAUGCACCAGUGUACACUUAAAUCUGAUCCAAAUAGUUAUUUCACAAAUGUUAUUGUAAUGUAUUGAUUAUAAUGCACAUGUAAAUAAGAGUUUAUCUGAGAUUUUUCACAGUCUAUAGUAGAUGUAAGGGCUGGAGAAUUCUUGUGUUAUUAUUGAUCAAAAUAACUUUCACCUUUCUUCAAUCAGUUUUAUUACUUAAUUGUCUUUUGAUUUGUAAACCUUCACAGUUUAUAAUUCUUCACCUUCCCAGUAUCCUGUAAAUAUUCUUAGUUAUAAACCAAUUAACUAUUGAUUUAAAAUUAUGACUUGGAUAUUACAUCAUUUGUAUUGUAUUCUUUCUUCUUCUUUCAACACACCGGCCGUAUCCCACCGAGGCGGGGUGGCCCAAAAGGAAAAACGAAAGUUUCUCCUUUUACAUUUAGUAAUAUAUACAGGAGAAGAGGUUACUAGCCCCUUGCUCCCGGCAUUUUAGUUGCCUCUUACAACACGCAUGGCUUACGGAGGAAGAAUUCUGUUCCACUUCCCCAUGGAGAUUGUAUUGUAUUCAUCUGUGGUAAUACAGAAUAACACAGGCAAUUACACGUUUUCUCAUACACCCUCCAAAUUUUAGGUGUCUUUGGUUCUUACAUUACCCCAAUUUAAAAAUCCAAGAACAUUCAGUUUCAUCAUACUAAGUUGGACCAUAUAAAGACUUGCUAAAACCUUGGACAAUAAGGAGGAUGCAACUUGUACAAACCUCAGAUGCACACAGGAUCCAUCCAGUACUCCAGUGUAGUUUUCUUUAUUGUGCUAAAUCUGGUCCACCAGAAUUUUAAACUUCGUACCAUGUUAGAUUUUGAUAAAGUGCUUUUUUUCAUGGCUUGAUACAUGAACUAAAGGGUAAUUUAUCUAAAUUUUGUAUUGCCAGUGAGCAGAGUUAUGGUCAGCUAGGUCCUUGAAAAUGGAGGUAGCAUAUUGGUGUACUGUUGCAGACAUAAUUUAUUAAAUAAUACACAUCACGUGCACACAUAAAGUUUGCUCAGUAUAAUUUAUUGACGCAGCUCCCUGUGACUUUUCUAAUAGUGAGACAUAACUUUACCUCUUGAGAGCUUGAAAGGACAAUCAUGACUCUUGCCAGUCUUACCUCUGUGAUAUCAUAAUUAUUAUUUUACAGACUGGGAGAGGGUCAUGGUUUAUCCCUCAGUCAUUAAACCUUUUUGGAGGCAGUUGUACUGUUUUCUAAUGUAUAUUUCCCACUGUUAAUGCAACACACAUUAUUGUAUAAUGCUGUUGAAGAGUAAAAAAAAAGUUGAACAAA
Cherax quadricarinatus is the source of this 2752-nucleotide messenger RNA. RefSeq names its product Ubiquitin-specific protease 12/46 (gene Usp12-46). Gene Ontology annotation, molecular function: cysteine-type deubiquitinase activity. Gene Ontology annotation, biological process: protein deubiquitination. Gene Ontology annotation, cellular component: nucleus; cytosol. The record is from RefSeq and is a predicted model, not a curated record. NCBI's taxonomy places the organism in Eukaryota, Metazoa, Arthropoda, Malacostraca, Decapoda, Parastacidae.